AUGGGUCGUAAAGGUAAGGGUCCUAAAAACAACAAACAAAAGUUAGCUCCAGAGAAGGAACGAUUUUUGCAAUGUUGCUCCGAUAUUACGGUCGAAUUGGUUAAUUCUUUAACUGGCGGUGCCAGUAAGGAGGUUAACCUAAAUGGUUUAAUUACUAGAUAUUCUAAGAAGUAUAAGUUGAAGCAGCAACCACGUUUGACAGAUAUAAUCAACUCUAUUCCUGACCAGCAUAAAAAAUAUUUAUUACCAAAGCUUAAGGCCAAACCGGUACGUACGGCCUCUGGUAUUGCUGUGGUUGCUGUGAUGUGCAAACCACAUAGAUGUCCUCAUAUUGCAUACACAGGUAAUAUAUGUGUGUACUGUCCUGGUGGGCCAGAUUCUGAUUUUGAAUAUUCUACACAAUCUUACACUGGUUACGAACCAACAUCCAUGCGUGCCAUCCGUGCGCGUUAUGAUCCUUAUGAGCAAGCGCGUGGUAGAAUCGAGCAAUUAAAACAGUUGGGGCACUCCAUUGAUAAAGUCGAGUAUAUUAUUAUGGGUGGUACGUUUAUGUCUUUACCUAAAGAUUAUAGAGAGGACUUUAUUGUAAAGUUACACAAUGCUCUAUCUGGUUUCAACGGUAAUGAUAUAGAUGAAGCCAUUCAGUAUUCUCAACAAUCCUUGACUAAGUGUGUUGGUAUUACGAUCGAAACUAGACCUGACUACUGUACACAAACCCAUUUAGAUGAUAUGUUGAAGUAUGGUUGUACCAGAUUGGAGAUUGGGGUCCAAUCUUUAUAUGAAGAUGUGGCUAGGGAUACAAAUAGAGGACAUACCGUGAAAUCUGUGUGUGAGACUUUUGCUGUGGCAAAGGAUGCUGGAUAUAAGAUUGUUUCUCAUAUGAUGCCGGACUUGCCAAAUGUCGGAAUGGAAAGAGAUAUUGAACAAUUUAAAGAGUACUUUGAAAAUCCUGCUUUCAGAACUGAUGGGUUGAAAAUCUAUCCAACAUUAGUUAUUCGUGGUACAGGUCUUUAUGAGCUUUGGAAAACAGGUAGGUAUAAGUCCUAUAAUGCAAAUGCGUUAGUGGACUUAGUAGCACGUAUAAUGGCCCUUGUGCCUCCAUGGACCAGAAUUUAUCGUGUUCAAAGAGAUAUUCCUAUGCCCUUGGUUACAUCCGGUGUUGAUAAUGGUAACUUAAGAGAGUUAGCACUCGCUAGAAUGAAGGAUUUCGGUACUACUUCUAGAGAUGUGCGUACCAGAGAGGUAGGUAUACAAGAAGUGCAUCAUAAGGUUCAGCCUGAUCAAGUUGAACUCAUUAGAAGAGACUACUAUGCUAAUGGAGGUUGGGAAACUUUCCUUUCCUACGAAGAUCCAAAACAAGACAUUCUAAUCGGUCUAUUGAGAUUAAGAAAAGCUUCAAAGAAAUACACAUAUCGUAAAGAAUUUACAUCACAGAAAACAUCCAUUGUUAGAGAGCUACACGUUUACGGCUCAGUUGUUCCUUUGCAUUCUAGAGACCCACGUAAGUUCCAACAUCAAGGUUUUGGUACUUUGUUAAUGGAAGAAGCUGAAAGAAUCGCUAGAGAAGAGCAUGGCUCUGAAAAGAUCUCAGUUAUAUCCGGUGUUGGUGUUAGAAAUUAUUAUGCAAAAUUAGGAUAUGAGCUCGAUGGACCCUAUAUGUCUAAGAAAAUUCAACAGGACUCUUGA
Kluyveromyces marxianus DMKU3-1042 is the source of this 1686-nucleotide messenger RNA. It is a transcript of the gene ELP3, whose product is annotated as Elongator subunit ELP3. Lineage: Eukaryota; Fungi; Ascomycota; Saccharomycetes; Saccharomycetales; Saccharomycetaceae. The record is from RefSeq and is a predicted model, not a curated record. The transcript has a single exon. Gene Ontology annotation, cellular component: elongator holoenzyme complex; nucleus; cytoplasm. Bases 1 to 1686 code for a protein of 561 amino acids. Gene Ontology annotation, biological process: tRNA wobble base 5-methoxycarbonylmethyl-2-thiouridinylation. Gene Ontology annotation, molecular function: iron-sulfur cluster binding; acyltransferase activity, transferring groups other than amino-acyl groups.